AUGGAUAUGACUACACAAAGCAAAAACCCACUCUCAGCACAGACGUCGUUGAAUCCUCUCAAAGGUGUCUUGUAUCCAAUUCAGUUGCAAUUGGGUCAAGGUGUUGUGGUGCUUAGUAUCGCCACGAGCGUUUUUCUUUGGGAGGUAUCUUACUACGCCUUUUGGAUUACCAUGACGUGUUUUGCCGGAUCUCUUGUGAUUUGUUGGGUUCCGUGGGGCUGGGUUCUGCGUUGGAUCUUUAGAAUUGCAGUGGCUUGUCAUCUCCGGGCCGUGGAUGAUGAUUGUGGAUCAAUACUAGUUGUUUGUGGAAGACCCGAACCUAACGGAGGAGGAAAGGGAGAAUGCAGGUUCACCGAUAUUCCGUUGCCUACUUUGUAUGCGGAAGCCUACGAUCCAGACACUGCUACUCCAGUGACUAUCACAGAGCGCAAGUUUGGACAAAACUUGUCGGGCGACAUGAUCCCUGUUCGUGAGGUUCAGGCGGCCGAAGCGAAAAAGGAGAGUACUGGUUCGUCGGAAAGCAAGAAGCGAGGGUUUUUACGAUCUCGUCGCCGGAACGGUGCUUGCACGGAGUGGUCUGAACUAACCAUCUCUCUCCCUCUCGCUUCGGACACUCUCAUCAACUUUCGUCUACUCUACAGGAGUCCCCUGGUCAAAACACAAGUGCUACACACCGUGACACUGCUGGUGUCCGGGGUACGCGACCCGUCCGCGUUAUACUUUAUUUUAUCCCAAAACUGUAUCAAUGCAUUGAUUGCCUGUACUUUACCGCCAGCACUGGAGACCACACCAGCACUCUACGUUGGCCUCAUUAAUCUGGGUGGAUCACCACCCCAGCUCUUUCCUUUCUUGGCAGUCCACGAACCCACGAACGAUCACGUCCAUUUUCCGCUCUCUUCCGUGACACUUGAGACUGCCACGAGCGCGUGCGCGUACGCUCAGUCCAAUGCCUACGUAUACUUUACCUGUCUUAAUCUGAUUGUCGACUUGAUGCAAAAUCAGUACGCACCUAUCCGGGAAUGGAUCCGUGGAGCGGAACGAGAACAAUGUCUCUUAGCCAGUCACCUGGCCGCGUUGCUCCGACGGAUGUAUCAAAGGAUUGCCAAUCUUGCAACCGGACCAGUCGUGGACGACGUGCGCAGUAACGCCAUUGUUAGCCAAUUGACAGUGAACGGCCUACACGAAGAACUUGACGCCCUGAACGACGUCUUCUUUUGCGGCAUUCAAGGAUUGAAUGUUCGGCUUUGCGAAGAUUUCCUGCAGACGGUCGUUUUUGUACUUUUUUGUCUGGACUGUUACCAUCACAAGAAGGCAAAGUCUUUGAUGGUUGGAAUUGUGGAUGCCGAUGUCAUCCCCGAGAAGGAACCGCAGGCUCAAGUUACGGUGUUCGUCUCGGCCAAGCUUUUUCAACGACUCGAAUAUGCACCCUUGGUGCAUAUGCUAGCUGUCGCUCUCCUGCAUUCCCGAUCUGCGCCAUUCUGGACGAGCACCCAACCACAGGGAACACGUUCCCCUGACUACAUCUUUACCUCUGCCUUGGACUCAAUGGGUUCUUCAGGGAUCGUCGAAAAUGUAUCGCCGGGUUUUGAUGAGUGCGAUGCCGAAAAGCUUGACUCGUUUCAUCGCUUGGCCACCUGCUUUCCAACAGGUAUUGCCUUUGAAGAUUGCAAAUUCCACCAGCAUUGAGAAUUAUUUGGUCUUUUUGGUGUCAGUCGUCUGACUCUUUACUCUCUCUCUCUCUCUCUGUUUCAAGGCCUCAUCAAUACGGAUGUUAUCGGCGAAAGUCUCUCGUCCCGCUGUCACACUGGUGGACUCUUUGACAUUGCGCGCUCGACAAACUUCCAUCAAAUACGUCCCACGCGACGAGACAACAGUGUUGUUACGAAUGUGGUGUAUACUCGUUCAAAAGUCUACACGUUUUGCAGUUAGUCAACUCUCCUUUGCAUCUGCUCUGAACCAUUUCGGACAGGUAGAAAUACGUGAUCUCUGUAUUGUCUGUCCUGAAUGAACACAUGUGCAUCUCCCACACGAUCAAUGGGACAUCGAUGACGGCGUUUGCAGGAUUGCCGAGAAUCAGCCAACAAUUGAGAAAUGCCGUAGUCUUCUCGCAGCACUGUAUCCCACAAAGAAAAGACUGCUUUGCUGGUCAUUUAGUAUUGCCUGGUACGAAGUGCGACAGAGCGGAGCAAUCUGAU
Messenger RNA from Phaeodactylum tricornutum CCAP 1055/1, 2195 nucleotides. RefSeq lists its product with no specific name. Gene Ontology annotation, cellular component: endolysosome membrane; late endosome. Gene Ontology annotation, biological process: endosomal transport; regulation of autophagosome maturation; endosome to lysosome transport. The transcript has 5 exons. Bases 1 to 1686 code for a protein of 561 amino acids. The record is from RefSeq and is a predicted model, not a curated record. Lineage: Eukaryota; Bacillariophyta; Bacillariophyceae; Surirellales; Neidiaceae.